Messenger RNA from Dipodomys ordii (Ord's kangaroo rat), 1821 nucleotides. RefSeq names its product zinc finger protein 471-like. The record is from RefSeq and is a predicted model, not a curated record. The coding region runs from base 1 to 1821 and encodes 606 amino acids. Lineage: Eukaryota; Metazoa; Chordata; Mammalia; Rodentia; Heteromyidae. Gene Ontology annotation, molecular function: DNA-binding transcription factor activity, RNA polymerase II-specific; RNA polymerase II transcription regulatory region sequence-specific DNA binding. Gene Ontology annotation, biological process: regulation of transcription by RNA polymerase II. Gene Ontology annotation, cellular component: nucleus. The transcript has 3 exons.
AUGGUGACAUUCAGAGAUGUGGCAGUAGACUUCUCCCUGGAUGAGUGGGGAUGGCUGAGUCCUGCUCAGAGGAAUCUGUACAGGACUGUGGUGUUGGAGAACUACCAGAACCUGUUAUCAGUGGGAGUUUGUAUUUCUAAGCCUUAUGUAAUCUCCUUAUUGGAGCAAGGGAAGGAACCCUGGGAGACGAGCACAAUGACAAGGAGCCUACUGGCAGAUGGAGAACCUAUGUAUGAGGGACAGGAGUUACCUCUGAAGCAGUUCAUGUGUAAUGACAUGUCAGUGGACAGAGUUACCAGCUUUGGACUUGAGUUUUCCACUCUUGAAAAAGAUUGGAAAUGUAAAGGCAUUUUUGAGAAGCAGAGGGUAGUGCAAGAGACAUCGAGCAGGUCAGAAACUUGUGAAGACACCCUCACUAAGGAAACAGGCCACAAAUGUACCAAACCUGGGAAAUUAGUGGAAGAGAAUAUUUAUAACUACAAGUCUGAUAAGAAAAGCUUCUCCACACAUUCCAAGGCAUGGAAAUACAAGAAAAUCUAUACAGGAAAGAAACUUUUUAAAUGUAAUGAGUGUGAUAAAACCUUCACCCAUAGCUCAUCAGUUACCGUUCACCAGAGAAUUCACACGGGAGAGAAACCAUAUGAAUGUAAGGAAUGUGGGAAAGCUUUCAAGCAGAGUCACCACCUGGCUCAGCACCACCGAACUCACACCCGGGAGAAACUCUUUGAGUGUAAGCAGUGCAGGAAAGCUUUCAGCCAGAAUGCAUACCUUAUUGUACACCAGAGAAUUCACACUGGGGAGAAACCUUACAAAUGUAAGGACUGUAGGAAAACCUUCAGGCAGCCUUCGCACCUGGCUCAGCAUCAGAGAAUUCACACCGGAGAGAAGCCCUAUAAGUGUAAGGAAUGUGGGAAAGCCUACAGGGACAGCUCGACGUUUGUUCAACACCAGAAGUGUCACAGUGACCAACGACCCUACGAGUGUAGUGAGUGUGGGAAAGCCUUCCGGUAUAACAUGUCUCUAACUCGGCACUUUAGACGUGAUCAUACUGGAGAGAGGCCUUUUGACUGCCUUGAUUGUGGAAAAGCCUUCAGUGUCCAUAUAGGACUCACUCUGCACAGGAGAGUUCAUACUGGAGAGAAACCCUACAAAUGUCACGUGUGUGGAAAAACCUUCCGCAGUAGUUCAUCCCUGACUGUCCACCAGAGAAUCCACACAGGAGAGAAACCGUAUGAAUGUGGUGUUUGUGGGAAAGCUUUUAGUCAUCGUUUGUCACUCACUGGGCAUCAAAGAAUACAUUCUGGGGAGAAACCCUAUGAGUGUAAGGAAUGUGGGAAAGCAUUCAGGCAGAGUGUACACCUAGCUGUUCAUUUGAGAAUCCAUACCGGUGAGAAACCCUAUGAAUGCAAGCAGUGUGGCAGAGCCUUCAGAGAAAAUUCGCAGCUGAACACUCAUCAGAGAACGCACACAGGAGAGAAGCCAUUUGAAUGUAAGCAGUGUGGUAAAGCUUUCAAAAGAAGGCCGUAUCUGGUCAGACACCAGAAAGUUCAUACAGGAGAGAAGCCCUAUGAGUGUCAUGAAUGUGGUAAAGCCUUCAGCCAUUCUGCCUACCUUAUUCGACACAAGAGAGUUCAUACUGGAGAGAGACCUUACAAGUGCAUGGAGUGCGGGAAGGCCUUUGGUGAUGGGUCAAGCCGGACUCAGCAUCAGAGGCUUCACACUGGCCAGAAGCCCUAUGUGUGUGCUACAUGUGGGAAGGCAUUCAGAACCAAGUCAUCUCUUAACUGUCACCAGCAAUGUCACUCGGGAGAGAAGCCUUAA